Pogona vitticeps (central bearded dragon) is the source of this 926-nucleotide messenger RNA. The record is from RefSeq and is a predicted model, not a curated record. NCBI's taxonomy places the organism in Eukaryota, Metazoa, Chordata, Lepidosauria, Squamata, Agamidae.
UCCACGCAACAAUUAUGUUGAAACCCUUUGGUUCUGGUUGCAAUUGAACCCUGAGAGCGGGAUGGUGGUGGAGUCACAAAAAGAAGCAGAGCCCCAUUGGGGCUGAAAAUUACAAGGUAAGUGUGAGGCUCCCAAGAUGGAGGCAAUGAUAGGAGUGCCGUCGCUCCCGAAGAGUACCCAUCACACCCAGACAUCUCCCCCGCCAUCCCCACCGCGACGGGAAGAGAAAGGUGUGGAGACCCCUGAUUGGGGGAAGGAAAGCGUCGGAUCCCUUACCCUGAACAAGGGGGUAGAUACCCACGAUUUGGAGGAGGUCAUGAAGGAGUUAAAAAUCACCCGGGAUCCGGGACGAGUUCUGGCGGGAAACCGGGGGGUGGAGAUUGAGGCUGGGGUAGGGGAUAUAAGGGAGAAGCCGAGCGAUAUACCAGGAGAUUGGGAGUGGGUAUGGAUGGAGGACCCCUGGACCCAUAAGUGGGAACAGGUCCGGGUUCCUCAUGAGGAGGCCGAGAGGCGUCGGCAGCUGGGACUAAAACCCCGACCUUCCUAUUGGGGGGAAACGGAGGCUAAGGAGUGGAGGAGGAAGCUCCGCGAGGAGAGAGAAGCCGUUGCCCAGGAAUUGGAGAGAAAGAAACAAUGGCAUAUCGCCGAGCUGAGGAAGCUGGGGGGUUACCUGGCCCCUGGGGUGCAGAUGGAGGAGAUGGGUCCUCCUGGGAUGGCUGGAGUGGAGACGAAGAGACAUUACCGUUAAUUUCCUUGGAAGAAGCUUUGGACCCUGGGCUGGGACCUGUGCUGCCUACAACAGGCCCCUGGAACCCAGAGACGACGAACCCAUUUGUAAAUAGUUUGUGGACGCCGUUGAAACCAAGCCAUGUUUUACAAGAAUCUCUGAACCCCUUUGUAGGGGGAAACCCGGUUGGUGUUAAGGC